GACCGAACAAUUGCAAAUUUAUCAGUGGCCCUGGGCGGACGGGCAUGAGCGAGAAGGACGCCGAGGUGAUGUCGAUGGAUGGCGACGACGUGGAAGAGGACCUCGACGAGAUGUUCGGCUCCGACAUGUCGUCGGGCUCGGACUCGGACGCGCCGCUGAAGCCGCCGCCGGCCAAGGCCGAGAAGCCCAAGGCGGCCAAGCUCCUGCCCGACUCGUCCGUGACAGCGACCGUGCCCGCGACCGACGACGAGGCCUCGGAAGACAACGAGCACGAGAUGGCACCGUGGGAGCAGAUCGACUUGAAGCCGGCCAUGGACCUGAUCCGGUCCCUCACCGACACGAGCCUCGAGGCCGCGCGGGACUUUACCGCAUCCAUGGUGGCCAACACGAACCAGCUCGUCGUCGGCUGCGACAGCGUGCUCCUGGAGAUCAAGCACAUCUCGGACAUUCGCGAGACAAUGAAGCGACAGGCCAAGGCGACGCCCGCGAGCACGGCGGCUACCGGCGUCGCGUGCGCAUGCGGUACCUCCAUGAUGCCGCUCGGCGUGUUUCCACAGAGCGUCGUGGCGCCCACCGCGCCGGCAGCGCCCGAGACGCCCGUGCUCGACAAGUCGACAGAAGAUCAAACCGACCGCGUCUUGUACAAGAUCGAAGCGGCAAUGGAGAAGUUCCGCGAGCUCGCCGAGAUGGUACAGACCAUGAGCGUGCAGCACGAGGCGUCGCUCAUGUCCAAGCUCGCGAUCCCGCAGACCGCCGUGCAAACCAUGGUCUCGAGUAUCCACUCGGCGGCCGCCGCCGCCACCGCCGCCGCGAUCGCGCAAGAACGGGGUGGUCUCUCCCGGGGCACGGGCCCGGGUUACUCGUUCUCGAGCGAGCAGCGCACAAAACUGCAGAUCUGGUACUACUCGUACCCGCGGCCGCUGGCCGACGAGCUCGAGCUCAUGGCGCAGAUCUUGUCGCUGCCACCGUACCACAGCCUCGCGCGUGCCCCGGUGCACCCGACCCACGUCCGGGAUUGGUUCAAGCGCCGGCGAUUCCGCGAGCGCAUGCGCCACGUCAUGGAAGUGCUCGAGGCCGGAACGCUGUCGCUGACGAGCGCCGAGGCUGAGGUGCACGCCAAGAUUGAGCUGCGCAUCCAGACACUGCGCGAAGCCGUCAAGCCCGAAGAGCUCAUGCGGGAAGCGGCGCGGGCCAACAGCGCGACGUACGUGGCGGUUGCGUCGUCCUUUGGGAAGAAGCGCAACUUGGAUCAGUUCCUCUCAAUGGCGCAGCAGCUCGGCCAGCCCACGCUCGUGCUCGAGGCGCCCGUUGCGGCAGUCGUCAAGAAGCCGCGCGCCGGCAUUCUGGGCGACCCGAUGGAGGUCGAGGACGCCGUUGUCGUCAAAGUCGCGAGUCGCGUUGAGGUCCAAGCGAUCCAGAACCGCCUCCAAGCGCUGCUGCAGCUGCCCAAGACGACCUCCAACACAAGCGGCAUCCAGCAGGUCAUGGACCUUCUCCGGUCGAUGGAGAUUACGAACGAGGUUCGCAUCUCGACCAACCUUGUGGCCGACCUCAAGACCGUGCUCAAGAUCUACAAGAAGCCGUCGCUGCUCCGGCGGACGACCGAAGCGCUCAUGGAGGCCCUCGGGCAGCCCGUCGACGUCAAGAAGAAGAAGCGAUAUGCAGCAGGCGCCGACGUUCUGGGGCACGCGCCCGCCUCGGUCGACGAGUACGAUGACGCGCCGGCCGAAGCACAUGGCCACGACGACGCAGACAGCGAGGACGACCAACCGAUUCUCAAGCAAGCCAAGAGUGCGAGCAGUAGCACCAGUCGUCGGAAGAAGACAGGUGCCAAGCUCCACCGCCCGAUGAAGUUUUCCAUGAAGCAAGUCGAGGCGCUCGAAGCGUGGUUCCAAAAGACCUUCAAGCCGUCCGUGCCCGAGAUGGAAGAGUACCUCGGUCGACUCAAUGGGGCGCCGCUUCGAGACCCGCUCCAGACCGUCGACGUGAGCAUGACGCAGCUGCGUCGAUGGUUCAACAAGCGGCGGUGCCUCCGCCGACCACCGUUCGCGCUCAUGACCAAGGGCGAUGAGAAGGACGCGACGAGCAGCCAGAGCCACGACGAAGAAGACGAGGAAGACGACAUGGACGACAUGGACGACGAGGACAUGGCGAGCGAAGAGGAAGCGCGCGCACCGCUGCCACCGCCGUCGCCGUCACCACCGCCGCCGCCGCCGAUGCCACCGACGUCGAUUCCUCUGCCUCGCGAAGGCUCCGACUCGAGCUCGGAUAGCAACGAUACCAACGACAGCGAUGACGACUCGAGCGACUCGUGAGCGCCGUCUGUACAUACGAGCUUGGCCAAGGGCAAUAACAUAUUAAAGAGUUUCUACAAG
Molecule: messenger RNA, 2375 nt
Organism: Saprolegnia parasitica CBS 223.65
Lineage: Eukaryota; Oomycota; Saprolegniomycetes; Saprolegniales; Saprolegniaceae
Exons: 3
Coding region: 45-2315 (756 amino acids)
Molecular function (GO): DNA binding
Source: RefSeq, a predicted model, not a curated record